UCAUUAUUUAAAUUUAUUUCAACACCAUUAUGGGAAAUAUCUGAGCAUGCAAUAGCUCUCAAGAUAACUUUACUGAGUCCUUGAAGACUCAAAAAACUUAUCUCCAGGCGCCUUCAAGCGUUAUGGACAAGAGCUAUGAUCUCCAAGUUGACUUGUCCAAGGAUCUCAGAACCCUCACGACUGAAGACUCUAUUUGUGAAGAAGAUGCUGAUUUGGAUGAGACUGGGCUUGACUUGUUAGACCUUCAUCAUGACCAGACUGAGGCUAGUCCAAGAGGAAACAAUUCCAAGACUUUUCUGAUGAACAGUUCAUGAGGCAGCCCUGGGAGGUUCUAUGAUCACUCAAUCGACCAAAAUUGUAAACUGACAACUUUGAAGGCGAGAAAGAACUUCUAUGUUGCACUUCUUAAUAUUGACAAUCCUUGCUUGUCAAGAAAUAAGCUUGUGCUGAAGUGUAAGGAGCUCCAAGAGAGGAAUGCCCUCGAAAGAAGCCUUAAGAAAAACAAGACUCCCUUUGUCAAUAGAAAGCAAGGUAUCUGGAAAAUCAAAGAGAGGGUGUUGCUUUAGCCAUUCUUGGAAAAGUACCACCCUAAGACCUUAUAUAAUUAC
Messenger RNA from Moneuplotes crassus, 608 nucleotides. NCBI's taxonomy places the organism in Eukaryota, Ciliophora, Spirotrichea, Euplotida, Euplotidae. The record is from the annotation of a GenBank genome assembly.